Molecule: messenger RNA, 576 nt
Organism: Brenthis ino (lesser marbled fritillary)
Lineage: Eukaryota; Metazoa; Arthropoda; Insecta; Lepidoptera; Nymphalidae
Source: the annotation of a GenBank genome assembly
AUGAAGUUCUUUGUGUUCACUACUUUGGUUCUAUGCCUCUUAAACGUAGUACGAGCUGAUGACGAUGGAAGCUACCACCCAGAGCUGAACGGUGAUAGAGGAAACGUGUAUAAUCGCGUGAAUCCUGCCAGAUACAAUUACAGGCAUAAUAACUAUUUGAAUAGAAAUAACUUGAACUACCCUAACUACGGCUAUCAGCCGCUAUACCAACAGCUUGCUCCACCAUUUGCAGCCUUCAAAGAUAACAGGUUUAUUUCUAGCACAACAGCUCGUCCUGUUAUAGCCGUUUCGACAGCUUUACCGCCUAAAUAUGCAUAUGCUAAAAAUUAUGGCAACGAAGGCUAUGCUAGAAUCAUCGAACAAGACAAUGAUUUAAUUGGAAAUAAUUAUAAAUAUAGUUAUAGGACUGAAAAUGGAAUAAGUGCAGGGGAAAGUGGAAAUGUAGACGCUUCAAACUCAGCUGGAGGCACUAGAGUAUCUGGGUUCUAUGAAUACAUCGGUGCAGAUGGUCUCACCUACAGAGUUGACUAUACUGCCGACGAAAAUGGUUUUCAUCCUUCUGGUGCACACUUACCC